UCCUCCCCCGGCGAGGGGCGGGCUCGAGCACCGCGGCGCAACCAGGACGGGUGCACUCACAACCCAGGGGAUAUGGCGCCAGCAGAAGGCCCUGGGGCCAAGAAGGGCAUUUUGGACCGUCUGGACAGUGGGGAGGUUGUGAUUGGGGACGGCAGCUUUCUCCUCACUCUGGAGAAAAGAGGCUUUGUGAAAGCGGGCCUCUGGACUCCAGAAGCAGUGGUAGAGCAUCCAAAUGCAGUUCGUCAGCUUCACAUGGAGUUCUUGAGAGCAGGAGCGGAUGUCUUGCAGACAUUUACCUUUUCUGCCACUGAGGACAAUUUGGAAAGCAAGUGGGAAGAUGUAAAUGAAGCCGCCUGUGACCUAGCCAGGGAAGUGGCUGACAGAGGGGAUGCUUUGGUGGCAGGGGGGAUCUGUGAGACUUCAUUGUACAAAUACCACAAGGAUGAAGCUAGAAUUAAAAACAUUUUUCGACUACAGCUAGAAGUUUUUGCCAGGAAAAACGUGGACUUCUUGAUUGCAGAGUAUUUUGAGCACAUGGAGGAAGCUGUGUGGGCUGUGGAAGUCUUAAAAGAAGUCGGGAAACCUGUGGCCGCCACCAUGUGCAUAGGCCCGGAGGGGGAUAUGCAUGGCGUGACACCAGGAGAAUGUGCUGUGAAGCUGGUGCAGGCAGGGGCAAACAUUGUUGGGGUAAACUGCCGAUUUGGGCCCUGGACCAGUUUACAGACCAUGAAGCUCAUGAAGGAGGGUCUGCGGGCUACAGGGCUGCAAGCUCACUUGAUGGUGCAGUCCCUGGGCUUCCACACACCUGACUGUGGCAAAGGAGGGUUUGUGGAUCUCCCAGAAUAUCCCUUUGGCCUGGAGCCCAGAGUUGCAACCAGAUGGGAUAUUCAAAAAUAUGCCAGAGAAGCCUACAACCUGGGGAUCAGGUACAUCGGCGGGUGCUGUGGAUUUGAACCCUACCACAUCAGGGCAAUUGCAGAGGAGCUAGCUCCAGAAAGAGGAUUUUUUCCACCUGCUUCAGAAAAACAUGGCAGCUGGGGAAGUGGUCUCACUAUGCACACCAAGCCCUGGAUUAGAGCAAGGGCUAGACGGGAGUACUGGGAGAAUCUGCAUCCAGCUUCAGGAAGACCUUUCUGCCCUUCACUAUCAAAGCCUGAUGUGUAAGAAGCAGAGAAAGAAAAAUCUGAAGCAACAGAACAGAAAGAAAUGACUUCAAGUCCCACCUGGAACCUUCCUCACAGCUGUCCUCAUUCUGCCCUGAUCGUCCAGAUGCUAAGCAGCCCGUGAGCUCUAGUUCCUUCAGUUGUAGCAACACAUCCCUCCUGAGCCCCUGCUUAUUGGCUGUGGAAGAUUCAGAAAAGUGAGAAGCCCUUGGAUCCCCACACACUCUGUAUCCACUGUCCAUUUUUUUAAGGAUCACCAGACAUAGCCAAACUUGAUUUUUCAGGGUGGAUCUGACAUUUAAAAAUAACCAGAAGUCAGAGAGAAGCAACCCUAGUGAAUAAUUCGGGUGUCUAAACGAGGAGCUUAAGGAAGAUGGAGCAUCACUCUGAAAUAAAGCAUUCAGUCCACUUUUCUUAAAUGAUUUCUAUCAUGGCUACAAACAUAAUCUCAGUAGAAAAGAGGCAAAAACUAUUCUGAGAAAUGGCAGCAUUAUUGAAAUCAGGGUAUAACGUCCCAAAGUGAUUACUUUCAAACAUGAUUUGUGUUUAAAGGUCCUAGAAUUUUUAAGUGGGUCUCUCUAAGCACACAUAGCUAGAUUAUAAACUACUGAAGGCCAAGGGCCACGUAAUAUUAUUCUUACAUUCUUUCUUCUUUAGCCUCAUGCUGGACAUACUCCUAAGUGCUCAAUGAAACAGCUACUGAUUAAAGUAAAUAAAAGCAGGUAACAGUCUUAGAAGACCUUAGCAGCAGUCAGAGCUCAACUCCAUCUUGAUCUAGUAUUUUCUUGAUUUAUGUUUGUGUUGUAUACUGUGUGCCCAUUUCUCUCCAUCAAAACAAUGUGUCAUUGUGCAGUAAUUAGUAAAAUUACAAAUAAUUUCCCUUUUA
Messenger RNA from Nannospalax galili (Upper Galilee mountains blind mole rat), 2049 nucleotides. RefSeq names its product betaine--homocysteine S-methyltransferase 2 (gene Bhmt2). Gene Ontology annotation, molecular function: zinc ion binding; betaine-homocysteine S-methyltransferase activity. NCBI's taxonomy places the organism in Eukaryota, Metazoa, Chordata, Mammalia, Rodentia, Spalacidae. The record is from RefSeq and is a predicted model, not a curated record. The transcript has 8 exons. The coding region runs from base 73 to 1164 and encodes 363 amino acids.